Messenger RNA from Monoraphidium neglectum, 189 nucleotides. RefSeq lists its product as hypothetical. Lineage: Eukaryota; Viridiplantae; Chlorophyta; Chlorophyceae; Sphaeropleales; Selenastraceae. The transcript has a single exon. The annotation marks the transcript as partial. The record is from RefSeq and is a predicted model, not a curated record.
GUCACCGGGUCGAUCGAGGUGCGUGAGUUUGCGUCGGCGCACGACGAGGAGGACUUUCUGUUCGACUUCACGGCGGACGGCGGCGGCGCGGACGGGGCCACAUUCAAGGCGGUGGCGGCCAGCUUGAAGCCCCAGAUCCUGGCGGCGCUCGCUGUGUUUGGGGAGCGGAUACACGCGCUUGAAAAGUAG